AUGGCCACAGCCAAACCCGCUCCGCUCGUAUUCCCCGUCUGGAAAGAUGCCUCCACCAACCAGGUCUACUACACCACCUCCCUCCAGAUCGGGACUCCCCCCAGCUCCAUGAACGCGGUCCUCGACCUCAUGGGCAGGUUCACGUGGCUCGACUGCACCAGCUACAAGUCCUCCUCCUAUCGCCCCAUCCCUUGCCACUCCUCUAGGUGCGGGCCCAACGACGGAGGGCCCUGCACCUCCUGCUCCAACCCCCCCACGCUCAGCUGCACCAAUGGCGUAUGCUCUGUCUUCGUGUUGGCCCCAUACGUGGAGGAGAUGACGUCCUCCGGACUCGGUGAGGACGUCCUGGUCUUGCCCUCCACGAAUGGGAUCAAGCACACGUCCAGGAGCAAAUUUCGACAAUUUCGUUUCUCUUGCGUGGAGUCGUACUGGACGAAGGGAAUCCCGAACUCCACCGAAGGCGUCGUCGGGCUCGCGACCAACCCGAGCACACUCUUCACCGGGCUCUCCACGCAUCUCAACCUCCCCCGCAUACUCGCUCUCUGCCUCCCUUCCUCCUCCUCCGAAUCCCGCCACGGAGACCUCUACUUCGGCGGCGGCCCGUACAUGCGACCCCCGAUCAGGCAAGACCUCGCGAAAUCGCUCCUCCGCACUCAGCUCCUCAUCAAUUCCUGGAGCAUCGCCGAUGUCUCCACCUAUGGCGAUGAAUACUUCAUUGACGUAACUGCCGUUAAAAUCGAUUCCGCUCCAAUCACCUUCAACUCCUCGAUCCUAGUGAUCGACAAGGACGGCCACGGGGGGACUAAAAUCGCCACUCUUACACCGUACACGGGCCUCCAGUCGGCCAUCUUCAAGCCUCUGGUGAAGGAAUUUACGAAGAAGGCGACGGACAGGAAGAUCAAGAAGGCGGCGCCGGUUGCCCCGUUCAGGGCUUGCUUCGACGCGAAGACGGUGAAGAGCGGGGUGGCCGGUCCGAACGUGCCGGCGAUCGUGCUGGUGCUCCAAGGCGACGUGCAGUGGAGGAUCGAAGGAGCGAACUCGAUGGUGAGGGUGAGCGAGGACGUGAUGUGCCUGGGGUUUUUGGAUGUAGGACCGGAGCCAAGGACCGCAAUCGAGAUCGGAGGUCAUCAGUUGGAGGAUAAUCUGGUGGAGUUCGACGUGGGGUCGUUGAAGUUUGGGUUCAGUAACUCGCUUCUCCUUCAGAACUGCAGUUGCUCCCAUGUUUGAGCUGUUGAUGUGAAGAUGGUAAGUUCGCUAGGUGUUCUGGCAUGAAUAAAGAAACAUGUCUUAUACAUGAUGUACCGAUGGAGCUCUUUCCAAAGGACAUCGGGCACUGUCUUCAUUUCAUUUUUCAGACAAUGA
Syzygium oleosum is the source of this 1362-nucleotide messenger RNA. Its product is annotated as probable aspartic proteinase GIP2. The record is from RefSeq and is a predicted model, not a curated record. Gene Ontology annotation, biological process: proteolysis. The coding region runs from base 1 to 1227 and encodes 408 amino acids. Gene Ontology annotation, molecular function: aspartic-type endopeptidase activity. Lineage: Eukaryota; Viridiplantae; Streptophyta; Magnoliopsida; Myrtales; Myrtaceae. The transcript has 2 exons.